Protopterus annectens (West African lungfish) is the source of this 927-nucleotide messenger RNA. RefSeq names its product protein ATP6V1FNB-like. The coding region runs from base 152 to 682 and encodes 176 amino acids. Lineage: Eukaryota; Metazoa; Chordata; Ceratodontiformes; Protopteridae. The transcript has 2 exons. The record is from RefSeq and is a predicted model, not a curated record.
UGUGAGCAUAACAGUAACCAUAGCAACAGUUCGCUCCAGGAGGUAAAGGACUGUAGUCCAGUUUGAAAGGAUAGUAUUAAGAGCAGACCGUUAUUUGACUUGGUCAGAUAUUUGCUUCCUCUUGAUUUACAGAAGACAUUUAAAAACCGGUAUGAGGGACUUUUUUACAACGCGUGGCCAAAAUUGGUGGAAAGAGGUUAUUGAAAAAGAGGCAUACACAAGACUGACUUGGAGAGCAAAAUAUGGACAGGCACCCAGUACAGUAAAAACAGAAGUGCCGAAAGUUCAGCCGACAGCGAAACGAGUGCUACCAGUAAUCAAUUAUCCAAAAUAUCGAAAAAGAAAGGAACAAGCUCCGCAGCUGCAAGUUUCUGCCUCCUUUAAAGAUCUAAACGCAAGAGACAUGAGACCCGUGACGCCACAGACUUUUAAUUUACUUUAUCAGGGCUUCUCUAAAGAGGGAAAGGGACGCUGUGAAUAUCUACAAAGAAGAAAACAGAAGGGCCCUGAAGAAAAGUUUGAAUACCCACUCCUAAGUUCUUGGAUAUAUGGGUGGAGGCUAGGUGAUGUAGUAAAGGAGAUGAGGACACCAGCACACGGCCGGUCUAGAAUAGUAAAAGACACCUUCUACAAGAGGAACGGAGUUUUUGAUAUACCUGAUGAAACUGACAGACUGCUUUGACCUUUAUUUCAUAUUAAAGAUAUAUAUUUGCAAUGUCCAUGUGUGUAUGUAUAUAUUAAUAUGUACAUAUAAAUUCUUUGCUUUCUGUGUAUUGUGGUAAUUACGGUACAGCUGAUAUUAUGAUUUUUUUUCAGACUAAAUCCUAAUGUACUGUAUUCUUGUUUUUUCUCAUUCUCCCCUUCCACUUUUUGACCAUCAAACCCUCCUGCCCUGUAUACUGUAUUAAACUAUUAGCACUCUCAGGA